UAAAAUUGAGAAGUACACUCCCACCCCAGUGAGUCAGUGGGCCGUUACUGACACAGGCAGAAAGGCAGUUUAGUUUUGAAGCCCGGUCAGGAAACAUGCUCGCUGCACCACACAAACAGACAAACAUCCCACAUACACCAGCAGGAAGCUGAGCUGGAGCUCACACUGUCAUCAGUUCCACUGUUGUGCUGUCGAGAUGCUGAGCGGUAAAUUUCACCGGUGGAGAACUUUUACUGAAAAGAUGCCGCAUCAAGACGGAUGAGAACAAGAAACUUUUUCUUCAAAAAUCGGGGCUACACACAGAAGAGUGAUAUGGCAGACCUUGUGCCAGGAUUCAUUUUUUGUCUAAUGGCCGUGCAGACUAUUCAGCAUGAGGGAAAUCAAUCCAGGACAGAUACAAAAUCUGUUGCGAUACCAAAAACCUUCCAAGGGGAGACGGACAAAAGUAACCACACAAAAAAUCUACCGGCUCUCCGCCCGCGGCUCUACGUGAACCCAGAGGACCCAGUGACAGCCUACACCACUGGGAUUAUCAGUACCUGGGUCAUACCUUCAACAUAUAUCCUGGCCAUGCUGGUGGGAAUCCCCUCCAACGCCUACAUCCUGGGCUUCCUCAGAGUCAGACUCAGAGCCAAGUCCAUGUCCACAGUAGUUCUCUACCUGAACCUGGCCUUGUCCGACCUGCUGCUCCUGCUCACCCUGUCGUUGCGUGUUCACUACCACUUCAGUGGAAACAACUGGAUAUUCGGGGAGAUAUCCUGCCGGCUUAUCACAGCCUUGUUUUAUGGUAAUGUUUACUGUUCUGCUCAAACUAUAGCAUGCAUAAGCCUGAAGAGAUACCUGGCUGUGGUCAGACCGUUUUUGUACCGGAGGAUGACUAAGACUACGCUGGCAGUGGGGACAUGCUUGGUUGUAUGGUUCCUGUUGGGGGCAGCUGUUGUGCCAGAGCUUCUCGUCGGGCAGAGCUACUACAUUACCCCUCUGGGAGUCACCACCUGCCAUGACGUUCUACCCCUAGAUGAAAAAUCUCACUCCUGGUUGAAGCUCUACAGGCUGAUAUUGGUUUUUCCAGGCUUCAUAGUGCCCUUCCUGAUUUGUAUCUAUGCUCAUGUGUCAGUGGUAUACCACCUAGGUCAAUCUGGCUGUGACUGGAGAGCUUUUAUCAGGGUCAGUACUCUGGUCUUUGUCAUCUUUGUGGUGUGUUUCUUGCCCAGCGGCAUCCUACAUAUCGCCCACUACAUCCGUCUGUUUUCCACUGGGGACGACAUGCUGUAUGGAUACUACAGAGUGGCGGUGUGUCUCUGCUGCCUCCACAGCUGUCUGGACCCCUUCCUGUGUUUUCUCCUUUCCAAGACACCAACCUCAGAACUACAAUUCAUUUCCCUCCGUGAGAUACCCCAGAGACGGGCGGCUAUGACAUGAGACUGGAUGUGUGUGCACAGAAACAAAAAACACAUCCUUGCUGGGCCAUUGUUGGACACAGCAGGGAAGCACAAGAAACAAUGAUGUGAAAGUUAGGACUGAGAUAAUGCUGCAAUUACUGUUCGGUCCAAAACAACAAUAAUCUUUGUAACACAGUCUCUGUACAGUGUAAGGAAAUGAUUAUGUAAAUUGUGUUACAAGACAUAUUCUAUAUUUAUGUAGAUAUUUACUUGCAUCGUUCCACCUUUUCAUUACUUGUAAAAUAUGUACAUAAAUGUCCUAAAAAGACAAUGAAGCGCUUGGGAUUCAUACAUAAAUACAGACAUUUGAGAAAUGAGAGGCUGCUGUGGAAAUCUGAGCAAAGUAAUAAGAAGGAAUGUAUUUUUCAAACACUGGUUAAUUCCAUAAUAAAGAACUUUGCAAAGUU
Molecule: messenger RNA, 1849 nt
Organism: Hippoglossus stenolepis (Pacific halibut)
Lineage: Eukaryota; Metazoa; Chordata; Actinopteri; Pleuronectiformes; Pleuronectidae
Gene: f2rl2
Product: coagulation factor II (thrombin) receptor-like 2
Exons: 2
Coding region: 259-1422 (387 amino acids)
Biological process (GO): positive regulation of Rho protein signal transduction; blood coagulation; phospholipase C-activating G protein-coupled receptor signaling pathway
Cellular component (GO): membrane
Molecular function (GO): thrombin-activated receptor activity
Source: RefSeq, a predicted model, not a curated record